UUAAUACAAGAGGGGAGAUUCUCUAAUUUGUAACUGAGUUAUUCAUUAUUUUCCCUUCUGCUACUAUUAUUAUUAAUAUUAUCAUCAUCAUCACUGUAGUAACGAUGAUAAUAGUUAGAAAACUUAAAGAAUUUCGAUCUGGGAUCAAUUAUUCUCUUCUAUUCCAGUGUUGUAGGAGUUGUCCAGUAGAUGGAGCUGGAGUGUUUAUUUGUCCUGUUCCUGUCCACAGACAGAGAGAGAGAGAGAGAGAGAGAGAGAGCCGGGUUCUUCCUGGUCCUGCGCUCUGUGCUGUAAACACUGACUGAAGGCUCCCAGUGACUCUGAGUGACUCCAAUGUUGAGGAUCAGCUGCCUUCUGGGAUCUGCGCAGCACCUGGCCUCCAUCCAAACCCUGAGGAACACCAUCCAGCUGCACAGCAGCAUGUCCGCCUCCCGUCCCCCGCUGGCCGCGGUCUGCCAGGUCACCUCCACCCCGGACAAGGAGGCCAACUUCUCGUCCUGCCGGCGGCUGGUGGAGGAGGCCCGGCGGCGGGGGGCCUGCAUGGUCUUCCUGCCCGAGGGCUUCGACUACAUCGGCUCCAGCCGGGAGGAGACGCUGGACAUGUCCGAGAGCCUGCAGGGAGACAUCAUCUGCAGAUACAGCCAGCUGGCCAGAGACCUGCAGGUGUGGCUGUCGCUGGGAGGGUUCCACGAGCGAGGACCCGACUGGGAGAAGGACCGGCGGAUCUACAACAGCCACAUCAUCAUCAACGACAAAGGGGAGCUGACCUCAGUCUACAGGAAGUCUCACCUGUUCGACGUGGAGCUUCCAGAGAAAGGAGUUUCCCUGAAGGAGAGCUCCUUCACCGUGCCGGGACCCUCGCUGCUGCCCCCGGUCGACACCCCCAUCGGAAAGGUCGGCCUGGGGAUCUGCUACGACCUCCGGUUCCCGGAGCUGUCGCUCGCCCUGCUCCGCCACGGCGCCGACGUCCUCACCUACCCGUCGGCCUUCACCGUGGCGACGGGGGCGGCUCACUGGGAGGUGUUGCUGCGUGCGCGCGCCAUCGAGACCCAGUGCUUCGUGCUGGCGGCGGCCCAGGUGGGCCGGCACCACGAGCGGCGCUCGUCAUACGGCCACGCGCUGGCGGUGGACCCCUGGGGGGAGGUGCUGGGGGACUGCGGCGGCGAGGAGCCGGGCGUGGCGCUGGUGGAGGUGGACCUGGACAAAGUGAGCCGGACCAGGAGGAACAUGCCGGUGCAGCAGCACCGCAGAGACUCGGCUUUCUACAGCAACCUGGAUCAAAGCUGAGCCGCAGACUUUACAGACCGGGAAGGAUUUUAAUGAUGGAAACAGAUUAUGUACCCAAAACAAAUCAUCAGCCAAUAAAUAUACAGUUAUAGCUUUAAUCACUGCAGUAGAUCACCUAUUUUCCUUUUUUAAAGCUCACUUUAUCUUCUUUUCAGACCUUGAAACUAUUCUGAGUGAAAUUACCCGCAUUGAUCAGUAGGUGGCGCUGUUCGUCCAGGAAAACAGGAGAAGUUGCAGUAAAACAUUUUGUUCCAGGGUUGAUCACUGAUUAAAAUGAAUCCUUUACUGGUAAAGUGACCAUCUCUGGCUCAUCCGGGUUCUUCUAAUCAAAGAUUGAUGGAUUGAAACCAGUGGACUUAAUACAUUAUUCAGUAUUGAUUCUACAAACUGAUUUAUAUUAUCAAAGAUACGCAAUUGAGAGUUUUACUCACUUUGCCAUCGCUCUUUUCAAAGAGUUUCUGAAGGGUCAAAUACACCUACCUAUAACCCUUUUAAAGUGUCAAAAGUAAAAAUACGAACAUCGCUGUGUUGUAGUUAAGUGCAGAACUCACUAAAAUCUCACAUUUUUAAUGAUUAAAUGCUUAAAACUGUCUAAAUGUGAUACAUUUGUUCAAUUUAUAUCACUUCUUAUUGAUAACAGUACAUUGUUUUCAUCCAUUAUGAGUGCAGUGAUUGAAUACAGUGUGGUUACUCUGACAGUUCUUUUUAGGUUUAGUUGUUUGAACCAUUGGUUGCAGGCCGGAUUGAUGUGUGUGUGACGAGCGUUUCAUUUCUGCGAUCUCCUGACUGCUCAGCACAAAUAAUGGAUCCCUGAUGCAUUCCAGAGAACAGGGCAUUAGUCUGUAACUUUUAUGACCAGGAGAGCUGUUUUCAUGAUUUUCCACCAAAUAAAAUGUGUCUGGAGCCAUAAAACAUAUAAUGACCUGAACAAUAUUACUAAU
Salarias fasciatus (jewelled blenny) is the source of this 2228-nucleotide messenger RNA. RefSeq names its product deaminated glutathione amidase-like. The record is from RefSeq and is a predicted model, not a curated record. Gene Ontology annotation, molecular function: hydrolase activity, acting on carbon-nitrogen (but not peptide) bonds, in linear amides. The coding region runs from base 334 to 1287 and encodes 317 amino acids. The transcript has 6 exons. NCBI's taxonomy places the organism in Eukaryota, Metazoa, Chordata, Actinopteri, Blenniiformes, Blenniidae.